GCAUCGACUGGGCCCCUGAGAGCAACCGGCUGGUGACAUGCGGGACCGACCGCAACGCCUAUGUCUGGACCCUGAAGGGCAACGUCUGGAAACCCACCCUGGUCAUCCUGCGGAUCAACCGGGCCGCCCGCUGCGUCAAGUGGUCCCCCAAGGAGAACAAGUUUGCCGUGGGCAGCGGCUCCCGGCUCAUCUCCAUCUGCUACUUUGAGCAGGAGAACGACUGGUGGGUUUGCAAGCACAUCAAGAAGCCCAUCCGCUCGACGGUGCUCAGCCUCGACUGGCACCCCAACAACGUCCUCCUGGCCGCGGGCUCUUGCGACUUCAAGUGCCGACGUCGCCUCACCGCCCGUGAGCGCUUCCAGAACCUGGACAAGAAAGCGAGCUCGGACACCGCCAACGCCACGCUGGACACCCUGCACAAGAACAGCAUCAGGCACAUACUGGGGGGGCGAGUGGAGACGACCCGGCAUUCCGGCACCAAGAACGCCGAGUUCCCGCCGGGGUUUGAGCAGGCAGCUCACAGCGGCGUUCCCCGUAGCGCACCCCGCCGUCACACCCUCGCCACUGACAACCUGCAGCCAGGCAGGGACAGCAGGGUUACACAGAACAAACGACAGCGUUUGCCACCCUACGAGAUCUCUACCUCCCUGCCAGCGACCCCGAGAGCUCCCGUCUCAGCUCUGGGGCCGAAUCUCCUCCAGCCUUUGGUGAGCGAAGUCUGGGCAGCGCUGGUGUCCCUGGCACAGGCUGACGGCAGGACUCCCUGGACCGCCUGGGGCACAGCGGGUGAGAGCGUCUCCUGCUCCAGCGGCCCUACACCGUGCAAGAGGACGGCUGAGAGGGGUGACACUUCGGGGACGGACCUUCUGACACAGGGACUAGGCUAG
This is a messenger RNA of Pygoscelis adeliae (Adelie penguin), 887 nucleotides long. It is a transcript of the gene ARPC1B, whose product is annotated as actin related protein 2/3 complex, subunit 1B, 41kDa. The annotation marks the transcript as partial. Lineage: Eukaryota; Metazoa; Chordata; Aves; Sphenisciformes; Spheniscidae. Gene Ontology annotation, biological process: Arp2/3 complex-mediated actin nucleation. The transcript has 4 exons. Gene Ontology annotation, cellular component: actin cytoskeleton; Arp2/3 protein complex. The record is from RefSeq and is a predicted model, not a curated record. Gene Ontology annotation, molecular function: actin filament binding.